CUGUUUCCUGUGAGAUGAAAUCAACGACAUUGGGGCUAUUUUAGAAAAGAAAUGACUGUUUUAUGUCAUCACAUUAACACUAGACACUUUAUUUAUCAUUAGUUUAGUAACGUGGUGCAUUUCGCUCCGCCCCAGCGGCUGCUGCUCUUCUUCGCUUUAAGGCCGCUCUAAGCUAACGCAAAGAUGGCGGAAGACGAGAAGAGCGGCGAGCCUGCGAAAGACAAAAACGAGCUGCAAAUUAUGAAGGAGCUUGUGGAUGAACUGUAUAAUUUUAGAGACUGCUAUUUUGAGACUCACAGUGUGGAGGAAGCUGGAAGGAAACAAAGCGAUGUCGCACAGGAGAUAGAAAAGACUUUGAGGAAGCUGGAGGAGAAAGAAGAUCAUUUUAAACACAAAGUGGAAUUUCUGCUGCAGAAGGGCAGGUGUCUUAACGUAGCUCCCGACUUCAGCGCCGCAGCAGAAGAGUGCCUUUCCCGCGCUGUCAAGCUGGAGCCUGGCCUGGUCGAGGGCUGGAACACAUUAGGGGAGCAGUACUGGAAAAAAGGAGACCUGAUUGGUGCCAAGAACUGCUUCACUGGAGCCUUGCAACAGAGCAAGAACAAAGUGUCUCUACGUAACUUGUCUAUGGUGCUGAGACAGCUGCCAGCAGUGGACAACGACGCACAUAGCAAGCAGGUGAUGGAGAGUGUGGACAUGGCCCGACAAGCUGUCCAGCUGGAUGUCACAGACGGGACAUCCUGGUAUAUCCUGGGAAAUGCCUAUGUGUCCCUGUUUUUUACAUGUGGACAGAAUCCACAGUUGUCUCAACAAGCUCUAAGUGCCUAUGCACAAUCUGAGAAAGUGGACAGAGCUGCCUCCUGUUACCCGGAGCUGCAUUUCAACCGAUCCACUCUGUUCCAGUAUGAGGAAAUGUUCGGGUCCGCGCUUGCCGGCUACAGCCGAGCCGCGGCACUCGACCCGGGCUGGGAGGAGCCUCCAGAGAGGGAGAAGCAGCUGCUGGAGUAUCUGAGGAAAGUCACAGAACUCAUACAGAACAAGGGGAAGGUAAAGGCGCGUCGGUUACGGACGAUGCUCUCUAACCUCAGCACGUCGGCCAUGGGUCCCUGCUCGUCCCCUCAGUUCCGUUCCCCGACAGGCCGUGUGGGCAGCCUGGAGCCUCGGACUCUUUCCUCCUUCACGCAUGGUCACAACGCCGGGGUUGCCGCCCUGGGCAAGGUGGUGUUCAGCCUGGCCUCUGAGGGUCGCAUGGCCUUUACGUUUGGCAUGGUGGACAGCGAGGAGACAUGUAUAGUGGUGAUGGUUUACAACACAGCGGACAGCUGGGGCGUCCUCAUAGGAGACACUGUAGUCAUUCCUGAACCGCAGGUCAAGCGGAACAGUAUAACACAUAAAGAUGAGUCGUUUGACUUCAGAAGUAUACGAGUGGACUCUCCUCUGCUCCUCAUUGUCAACGGCAAGAAACAAAAUGUCCAAAGUCAGAUUGCUGCCUCUGUUAGUUACAAGCCCCAGAGCGAAUGAGCUCAACAAGAAGCAAGAGGACCAAAAUUUUUUCUGGUUUUUGAAGAAGAGUUUGGAUAAUUAAGGAAGUUCCAAAGUUUGUGCCUGUUUUAUGUGUUUUUGUAUAUAGAGGUCGCCCUGUUACUUUGUCUUUAGAGAGCCCGUUUGUUUAUAUUUAUAAAUGUUUCUUUUUUUGUAUUAUGUUGUUGUGGGGACAACUUGGAGUUCUUUUAGUAAAUGAAUGAACCUGUGAUAAUGACAAUAUGAUGUCAGAAUUGUGACAUUUGUUUACCCUGAAAAAAAAUUCCUUUGUCUUAAACAUAUUGUUUGUGUGGUGUCUUAAAACAGCAGUUUUCAAAGUGGUGGGACGUACUAGUAGUAUUACAUUAAUUUAACAGUAGGCCUUUUUCACAGCAGCAUUUGAACUUGAUAGGCACAUGAGACAGUAAUUUGAUUAUUUACACCUCUUUUCCUACUGUGACAUGGCAAAAUGUCACAGUAGGGCUACAUUGUCUGGUGUCACUCACAUAGUAGAAAACCAACUGCCUUGGUUGUUUGUUAUGCAGUAAAAAAAACUUCCCAUUACACUCAGUAUCGACGUCUGGACCUCAGUAGGUCUCCUUAAACUUCCAGUCAACAACCAGCCAGUUGCUCAGGUUUAACCCAGAUUGCUGAAAAUUCAACAAACCCAAGUCUUCUGCUUUGUGCAACACCACAAAUCAAAUUGUUUACACUGUGUAUAGCGGACCACCUACUGUUAUUCAUUUAGCAAUAUAUGUGUACUGUAUCAGUAAAGUAAAAUGUAUGAUUUAAUUUAAUUUUUUUUUACUAUAAAAGUCAAUGUUAAGUGCUUUGUUUUUUUGGGGGGCCUAAAACAAGUAAUCCAUUGUCUUUACUGAGGUUAUUACACAUGAAUAUACUUAAACGAACACACUGGAGUCCUAAUUGGAUUAAUUGCAAACAGAGAAGUAAACAGAAGACUGUGAGGCAGGAGUCUGUAAAUUAAAGAGUAAAUUGUAUUUACAUUGUCAAAGUUCUUCUUCACACAAACGAAUGCUUAAGUAGAGACCAGGACUAAAAGUUUCACUGCUAGUUUGAGUUACAUUGGCCAAAAACACAUUUAUAGUUCAAAUGACUAUAAACACUAUUCACUCAGGGCAAACACGCCAACUAAAUUAACACUAAAACAACACAACAAUUUCUUAACAUAUAUAAAUAAAUGUAGUCAAGUUAGUGUUUUAACAGUCACUAUGACACCUGGUUCCCGGUCUCAGUGCUUCUUGAUGAAGGGCUGGCCUCUCUCCCUGGUGGGGGAGCUGAACUGGAAGAAGGUCUUGGCUCCAUCAGCCUCAAGGCAGGAGAAGAAUCUGCUGUCCCCAUCGUAGCCCAUGGAGAGGAACUGAGGGCUUCUCUGGGGAGUCGCCUGCCGAGCCAUCCCUGGGUGACAUGUAGGGGGUUGUCGGAUGUCUCUCAUUGUUAUACGGAGUAAAAUUCCCUUACAUAGACAAUCAGCUCAUUACACCUACUGUUCUUCCUUGAUGACCGCUUCUUCUUGACAAAACACCUACAGCUGUGUCUUCCUUUGUGUCAUUCAACAUUAUUCUCUGUGCUUCCUUCCUAUUCUCAUUAAUCACUGUGGGUACAACUAAUUUAAUAAAACUCUCAGACAGAAAAACA
Dicentrarchus labrax (European seabass) is the source of this 3174-nucleotide messenger RNA. RefSeq names its product tetratricopeptide repeat domain 5 (gene ttc5). The transcript has 9 exons. Bases 184 to 1518 code for a protein of 444 amino acids. Lineage: Eukaryota; Metazoa; Chordata; Actinopteri; Moronidae. Gene Ontology annotation, molecular function: protein binding. The record is from RefSeq and is a predicted model, not a curated record.